Messenger RNA from Alternaria rosae, 1332 nucleotides. RefSeq lists its product as uncharacterized. Bases 1 to 1119 code for a protein of 372 amino acids. NCBI's taxonomy places the organism in Eukaryota, Fungi, Ascomycota, Dothideomycetes, Pleosporales, Pleosporaceae. The transcript is spliced from 2 exons. The record is from RefSeq and is a predicted model, not a curated record.
AUGAGGUUCCCACUGUUGUCUGCGACUUCCACUCUGGCCAUUAACCACUUCGAUGGUCGAGCCAAUGAAGACCCGUGGACACUGUCUGUCGCCCGCGGGACCAAACUCCUCCAAGGCAUGAAGGCCAGCGACGCCGAAGCUGCCACUCUCUACAAUCUAGGCACCACUGCCGAAAGCCCAUUCGACGGCGAUCUAAUCGAAAAACUCCGUGAAUGGGGCUACAACGAUGCGACCGAUGCUCUCGCCAAACAAGCAGACCCCGAAUGCAAUUUCGAUAGCCAGAAUGGACAUAUGCUGAAGAAAGCCUUUGGCGAUCUAAGCAUUGGGACACAGAGCAAGGGUCAAGGCGGCCCAAACCAAUGUUUCCUCAUCGAGCAUUUUGACAGUUCGGCUGUGCAGAAGGGUGACGAUGGCAAGAUGCCCGCCAAAGCCGACCAACGGUACGAGGUCUGCGACAAAGAAUACCGCGUCACGAAUGCGGAGCACACCCUUGGCGUCAACGCAGAAGAAGGCGCUGUAUACGCCAUCCAACUCUCUUCCGCUGCAAAAGCUGCACGCCGCCUAUGGAAACGCGCUCCCCUUGCCGAGGAGCUCCCUGCUAUACGCAGCGUCUCCGAUAUCGCAUGGGCGUUCUGGAAUCGCGUUCAUAUUGAUGCGGAGAGUUUGCAGAAUAUAAAGUACCUGUUCGUUACAAUGAUCAUCAACAAAGAAACAAACCAGCACGUCAAGCGUGCGCUGGGCACUCUGUCACCGCCGAAAGAGGACGUGGAAGGUUGGCCGGGACAUGACUUUAGCCUGGAGACGGACGCGGGGAAAGCGCUGCUGGGAAGUCCUGUUGGGCGGUGGGCUGGUUACUUCCUUAUGCAGCAUAAGAGACAGUUGGGUGGGAACAAGUUCAUCUCAAAAGUGAGAGUGUUCAAGUCGGAGAAAGACGGUAGUUGGCCGUACUUCCUAUUCUAUGUUGAUGGCGCCAUGGCGUAUGCUACGAGCGAGGGGAAGAGGAUUAGGAAUAUAGCCGGGGUAUCCAGCGAGCCGCGAAUAGUACAGAGAAGUGCGGAUGGAAGGCGUCUCGUUCGCGAGCAUGUUGUGAGAACGAGGCUGCCAAAGUCAUUAGGUUGAGCGUCGAGCGUUGCUUUCGGCCAUAAUCAUCGAACCUGGUGCGAUGCGCACCGACUUAAACAAACGUAUAAACAAACGCAGAGGAUUCGAUGUCGCCUCCAAAAGAAUCUCAGUGUAGAUAGUGCAAAGGUCCAUCUUCCCCAAGGCUGACUAACCCCCAUCGGCCCCAUCCGCGGCUGAACCUCCGAUGCGCAAAGCUUCAAGUACGUCAAU